This is a messenger RNA of Rubroshorea leprosula, 2557 nucleotides long. The record is from the annotation of a GenBank genome assembly. Lineage: Eukaryota; Viridiplantae; Streptophyta; Magnoliopsida; Malvales; Dipterocarpaceae.
AAUAUUAUCUCUUCUAGUCAGGCAUGACACCAAUGUACCGUCAACGUUCUUGGAGUCUUACCUGCAUUUUGAGAUGUGGUUUUCCGGACUGUCGUUCUUCUUACUAGAAACCCGGAUUUCUCAUUUUUUGGUUUUAAAUUAGAUACAGCUAAGAACCCAUUUGGCUUUUGAAAACCCUUGUCUUUGUGACUAGUGUCAUUCCAUCAGUGUGUCUUAGUGGGUACUAGUACCUUAUAAUCAGAGUUCAUUCUGUGGGCAAUUAAUGCGGAUUUUGGUGGUUUCCUUCAUGAUCUGUUCUUCUAUGUUAAGUAUCUUGUCAAUAUCUGAUGGAUGGCAAUACUUGCUGCAUUUAAUGCCGUUUCAGUGAAUUUUCAACUGUUGUCUAUAGAGUACAAACUCAUUCCCAUACUGUGUCUACUCUCUGCCCGGAGCAAAUUGGUGUUUGAUGAUUUGCCUCUUUGGCUCUCUUUUUGUUGAGUAAUGUUGUAGACUCUUUGGAGCCCUUGCUUUGUCUAAUUUCUAAAAGCUCAGCAGUUCAUCCCAACCUUGAAAGAGAUUGGUAAUAAUAUCUAGACAAGGAAAUGGGACAACAGGAGGGCCAUGAUGAAGCAAGCAAUACCCAAGCCUCAAACUGCCAAGUUAAGAACACAUUAAAGCAAGAGCAGAUUACACUCCUUCAAGAACAAUUGCAUGAUCAAUUUGUGAUAAGGUGUGCAUUAGAGAAGGCGCUGAGUUUCAAUCCCUUUUCCUGUGACAUUGCAGUUGAAAAAUCAGUCCCUAAGGCUGCCAAGGAACUGAUCGAGGAAAUUUUAGUUCUAGAAUGGGAAGUUGUCUACUUGGAAAAGUAUCUUCUAUCUUUGUACCGGCAAGCUCUUGAUCCAAGAAUCUCAUCCCUGUCAACCAUUGAUGAAAAACUAAAAGCCACUUCUAUGGAACAUGAAGAGAUGUUUCCAGAGAAUCCUGGACAAGACAUCAUAUCAGAGAAAGAAAAUCCAUCUAUCCUAUCUAGUGGUCUUAUGUCCUCUUCAACCGGGCAUUCUUUUAGAGAAUUUGAUGACAUUUCAGGGUCUCAAAAACUAUUGGAUUCUAGCAUUUGUCGAAGUCACUCAUCACUGUCCCACCGUUCAGCAUGUUCAGUUAGAAAAGACAUAGAUUCCAACUCCCUGACUUUGUCAAUGUUGGAGCAAGCUCAUAUAGAUGCUGCAAAUGAGCAUUUUGAGACCAGCAUUCCUGACCAGGUUCUGGGAACACCAAACUUCCUCUCUGAGGAGAUGAUCAAGUGCAUUUCAGCCAUAUAUUGUAAACUUGCAGAUCCACCUUUGAUCAACCAUGAUCACUUGUUGUCUCCUAUUUUAUAUUCAUCAGAUUUAAUUUCUUCUCAAGGACAGCGAGAUAUAGGAAGCCUGGAUAGCAGGGGAUUUUCAUCCUUAAAAUCACAUUGUCAAAAUCCUUUCAGCAUUGGGAAGUCCAUGGAAUUGAGUGGAGCUUACUGCACAAUGGCAAAGGUUCAGUGGAUUUGCCGAGAUGGUAAGAAGCUAAAGGAUAUUGAACCUAAGGUGCAACAUUAUAAGUCACUUGUCUAUCAGUUGGAAGAAGUUGACCUUAGAAGGAUGGAAUAUAAGGAAAAGCUUGCUUUCUGGAUUAAUGUGCACAAUUCGUUGGUGAUGCAUGCAUUUUUGGUUUAUGGGAUUCCAAAAAACAAUCUGAAAAGAAUAUCCUUGUCACUCAAGGCAGCAUAUAACAUAGGGGGCCAAAUCAUAAAUGUUGACAUCAUACAGAGUUCUAUUUUAGGUUGUCGAUUGCCUUGUCCUGGACAGUGGCUGCGGUUUUUGUUUCCUUCAAAGACAAGAGUUAAGAUUGGAGAUACGCGAAGAGCAUAUGCAAUUGAGCACCCAGAACCUCUUUUAUAUUUUGCACUUUGUUCAGGAAGUUGUUCUGAUCCAGCGGUCCGCAUAUACACUUCAAAGAAAGUGUUCCAGGAACUAGAAGCUGCAAAAGAAGAAUACAUUCAGUCAAAUUUUAGUUUCAACAAGGACAAGAAAAUUUUGUUGCCAAAGAUCAUGGAGUCUUUUGCAAAGGAUUCAGAUAUAUGUCCAGUUGGUUUGCUGCAGAUGGUUGAGGAGUUGAUACCUCAAUCUAUGAGGAAGAACAUUCAGCAAUCUUGUCACAGAAAACAUGGGAAAAAUAUUGAGUGGAUACCUCACAACUUUGCCUUCCAAUAUCUGCUUUCAAGAGAUCUAGUAAGCGAUGUUUCGCCUUAUUAGACCCCUGGAUCCUGAUCUAUAAUACAUUAUGCAAGUAUCUUUGUGGGUUAAUGACAGGUGAAUCAUGACCAAACAGGAUUAAUCUAUUUGUGUUUAGACUUGUUUGAUCAUCAAGCCUUCUUAGGAUAACAAAAAGUUGCAAUUUGGCUGAAAUUCCUAUUUGUAUUGGGGUUCAAUGUAACAAAUAGAGAGUGUGUGAAUUGUGUGAUGCCUCGAUCUCACAUCAUAUAGGAAAUGCAAUUGUGAGUUAGAGGUUUUGAGGGUUCGUCCUUCAUGUCAAAUUUGUUUUAGAU